Cydia fagiglandana is the source of this 5058-nucleotide messenger RNA. RefSeq lists its product as uncharacterized. The record is from RefSeq and is a predicted model, not a curated record. The transcript is spliced from 4 exons. NCBI's taxonomy places the organism in Eukaryota, Metazoa, Arthropoda, Insecta, Lepidoptera, Tortricidae. The coding region runs from base 210 to 1073 and encodes 287 amino acids.
GUCGCGGUUUGGCGCGCAAACCAGUCGGACGUGUUGUCCGCCAUUUUGAAUUUCGUAGUGCCAGUGUUGUGAUUCUCGUUUUUGUGUAGCCUGGAUGUGCUAGUGUUGUGAAAAGUUGCUAAACUGUGUCUGGCACCUACCCCUGUUUUGACGCAGUUAUAGGCGGCGCGUUGAAGAUCGGCGGAGACAACCCCCGCCACGCUGCCGUCAUGACACUGCACUGGUGGAUGCACUGGUUCUGGGUGACGACGCUGCUCACCAUACUAUGGAGCUGCCAAAUAACCGCUGCGCCCCAGUCCGAGGAACUUCAGCACCUAACCACCGACAUAGAAAUAGAACCCAGCGACCGGCAGGGCCGGGCCAUGUACUUCACAAAAACACCCAUGUCCACCACCAAACCCCCCAACAUUACUGCCAAUCAAACUGACGAGCUUAUUCAACCAAUUCAGAAUGUAACAAACGCUACAACUGAGGCACCGGUAGUGCCCCUAAAUGCGACAGAUAACAAAAAUGUGACAGAAACGCUGACAGCGCCAAACGCGACGCUUUCCAACGCUACAGCGGCGCCAGAGCCCACUAAUUUAACUGACACGCAGAAUGCAACAUUCCCAUCGAAAAGGAGGAAUCUAACGCGGCCCGAUGUAGUAAAAGCAGAUACUAUAGAACGGACAUCAGAAAGCAGAAUAGUGACUGACAGACCUUUGUCUUUAGAAACUCAGAAUUUCCUGCAGACUCGCAUCCCGCCGAACAUAGAAUCUUCCCGAAGAGUGAUCGAGCAGGAAGGCGGUAUGGACACGGGUGCCAUAGCUGGGAUAUCGUUUGCUGCGUUAGUUCUGGGCGCGCUGGCUGGUAGCACGGCCUUCGUGCUGUACAGACGGAGGUACCUGAAUAAGCCACAGACGUUGAAUGAUAAAUGCUCGAAUCCAGACUCUAGCGGGUAUCUUGAUGACAGCACUAUACGGGACAACUCCGAAGAGAUGUACAGCCUCGACAACGACUCGUUCCUCAACUCGCUUGAAGCCAUGACCAUCCAGAACUACUGGACUGACACCGUCAAACACACCAAGCUGUAGGCAAUAGCGGAUCUAUCUCUUAGAAAUGUACGGCGCUGUUAGGGGUGUAUACAAAGUAUGUCAUUUUGUAUGAGGAGAAAAAAGUGGCGCUUUAUACCCAUCGAGCUAUGGGGUUAGUAGUUUGAAAUUAUCUUUAAUACAGCAAAAUAUCCUCAGUUCCAAAUAGAUUAAGUACCUAAUACUUAUAUCUCAUCGUAAUACUUUCAAUAAGUGUGUCAUUAUUCGUAUUUUUAAGUAAAACGGCGCGGUUAUUGAAUUACAAGUCAUGGAAUUGCAAUAGGAUUCAAAAUAAACAAUUAGAAAAAUAAUUUGCCACUUGUGUGGUUCCUCUACGGUUACUGAGUGCCGGCGAGUCGAGCACUACAGAACCAGUCUAAAAUGUGUUAUCGAGAUGCGUAACAAACGGGCGUUAUCGGAAAGCGCACCUACACUGGUUUUUUGAGCGUUGGACUAGCCCGCUCAGGUGCCAAUUAGAAAUUAUACGUCUCUUUUUUGCAGGUAAUGGCACGUGCGGUUUUACUUAACAAUAGACAUAGGAUUACCCGUUCGGGGCCGGCUACAAAUCGAACGACUAUAUUAAUGAUUUUGACACAAAGGUCUCUAAAUCCCAAAUUCCUUACCUCUGAGCUCGAUGGUGCUAUAAGAUAAAGAUAUUUGUUUGACAUGCAAAAAUGUCUCGUACGACCAUCUAAUUGUCGUAAAGGUUUCGUAUUCAAUGACUUGUCUGCUUUUGGGCUCCCAAUAGCAAAGUAUGUUUAGAAAUGUGAUUCACUCGAUUCUUAAAGAACCCUUCCAAAGUGAACUGUAGUUAAGUAGAUGGUGAUUUUUUAUUUUCAUCAAUAUUUAAACUGUCUACCGCCUGGUUUGAAAUUGACGGUGGUAAUUAAAGUAUUUUUCAAUGUAAGAUAGGAUAAAAUACAGAACUUUGAAAUUGCUUGUAUUUUAUGCUAUCAAGAAAAAAAUAUGAAGUGUCUAAUGCAAAUGAAAAAUAUAAGUGAUUUUCAAAGUAUUUAUUGACGACAUGUGUAAUGUACUAUAGGUACCUAUAUCUUGACUUUUGUAAACGACAUUAAUCAGAACUCUGAUACCUAUUAUUCCUAUUAACAUUUUUGACCUAAACCAAAAUUGGCCACAUUGGCAAAUAUAUCGUAAGAGUUUUUUUUUUGCUACUGCUAGGGGCAAGAGAGACAGUAUGGGGACUUCGUUUAAGUGUUUUUCUUGCCCCAAUGUUUCUCGUACCCCAUUUAAACUUAACUUAUUUAAAAUUGAUAUUAAUUGUUCUGAUGUCGAUGGUUUGAUUUUUCCCCUAAGCUUACUUAUCUGCUUUAAGAAAUUGCGACUUCAGUACCUAUAAUAUGAAAUGAGAACAAUAAUCUUAAUCAGAUUCGUCAAACGAAUGUCUGUAAAAAUAAACCCCAGGAUAUAACAUGUCUUGUCUGUUAUAAAUAAGAAUGUGACGAUUUAUUAUUAAUUAAUAUUAAUAAUCGGUGUGAACUUUUAACUCGGGUAAUUAUUAAUUUAUAUUAGUAGUUGUCGAUUCGUCAACACUUCUGUAAAUAGUACAUAAUGUGAUAAUUAUUUUUAGACUUGUUAUAACAUGAUUUUUUCUAGAUUUAGUGUUAUAGUAUCUACUAUUAUUUCUUACCGCUUUUACACUAUUUUUAAGUUUUAACUUUAUUGAUUUAUUAAACUGAUUAACUAAUAAUUUGACGAUUGGAAUUGACAUUUGAUUAUUUAUGCUAUUGCUUAUUUAAAUAUUGUUUGACCAGUGAUUUUUGAUGUCUAUUAGCUUAGGUACGUGUUAAUGAUCUCAAUUAUAUCAAUGUACUGCUAGAAGAUGAGGUAUUAAAGCUUUUAAUGAAACCCCUUCUUCUCAUGUACUUACUACUAAGAUGUGGACAUUUGUGAUCAUUGUGAUUAUGACUGGAUCAUGGAUGUGUAAUCUUUUUUUUUUAUCAAAAUCUAGCUAUUUGGAAGAAGCAUGCAAUUGGCGGUUUUCUUAUAAAAUUAUAUAAAUAUUUUACUGUGUAUAUGCCAAAAACAGAGAUCAGAUCUAACUGGUUUCACCGAUGUUAAACGCAAUUUUACGUACCUAACAUACUUUGAUAUUAUGAUCUUUAUACUUAUUAUAGUAUGUAAGGUACAUAUUACCUACCCGACAUUUUGCAAAAUGUUUCUUUUGCUGAAAUAUGGCUGCAAUGUCUCAAUGUCAUUCUUUUUAAGAUAACUAUUUGUCCACAAAUCUCGUAUUUAUCGGUUUUUGUUACUUUAUGUAUAAUAGAUAUUUUAAUAUAUACAUUGUAUUGUAUAUAACAACUAUUGUCUCUCUUAAUUUUGAUCGGUCUUCAAAAACAACGCGCAUUCCAUGUCCUCUUUUGACUUGAAAGAUAAUAUAGAACGUGAAUUAUAAUUAUAAAGUACAAUCGGUGAAGUGGAAAUCCAGCCCAUAUGUCACAGAGACAGAGUUGACAAAUAGAGAGAGGUACACUAGAGGGUGUUUAGGUGGCCCAAUUUUCCGCACAAGCUGAUUAAAUUGGCAACUUAUAUUUUUGAUUUGAACGCAAAAAUGAAAAAGAAGGACAUUGGAUCGCAGAUACGCUAGGUAACACUGAAAAUCAGAUUUCUGAUCAAAUUGGUAAUUUAAUUGUUCCCUCUGGACGGGCCUUAAGACAAAACUGAGACGAGACGAUUUAGAACGCAUACAUACUUAUUAAAGUAGGUUUAAGCCAUUGGCCGCUCAAGUACAGUUAUGAAAUACCUCUGCCUAUCUUUCAUCUCUGCCGGCCUAGCCAAGGUUACAAUCGCUAUCGCUUCGACAACGAAAAGCAUUAUCUCUCUCUAUCACUCUUCCAUAUUCGUGCGACAGUGACAGUUGCGUUUCGAUCGCUACGGAGCGUAAGCGAUCGGCAUCUUGGCUACGCGGUCUGUACGACACUCACAGCGACAAAUAACAUGACAUGAUAUUUAACUAGGUAGAUAGGUAGUAUAUAUACAUAGCCCCCUAAUGACUUUUUUUGCUGACUGUACAUGCGCGUUGUUUCCUAAAGACUGAUGUGUAAACACCUUUAUGCAUUAUUUCAUUUGCUUGUGAUUUAGACAUCCGUCCAUAACUUGUUUUGUCAAAUGAUUUGUUGCAUUUACUUUUUUUUCCUCGUUAUUAGUUUGCCUUGCACUAAUUGACCUAUCAGGAAUUAUAUUAAAACAUAAUUUUCGUAGCCACUGCGGUCAUAUCAAACUUAGUUGUACCUAACUUAGCGUUUCAAAUAAGAUUUGAAGUAAUAUAUAUUUAUGUAAAUCGUGUAAACUGCAUAAAUUUGUGUGAUUUAGAAGUAGUUUGAUGAGAAAAUAUGUACGACUAAGUAACUUUUGCACUUUCUGAUUCAAAACUUAGCGGGAUACAAAAAAGCCCGGAAUCCUAAAUAUUUAGUUAAUAAAAUCAUUAUAUCUUUAAACAAAAAUAUGUGGGUAGUUAUAAAAAGUUAAUUACCUUGAUAUAGGCCUACCUUAUUACAUUGUUUUAUUGUUAUAAAAGGAAUAAUAAGAUUGUUUAUUUGUAGGUUGCCUAUUAUUUUGACAACGGAUUAUAUAAAGUGAUAUAAGUAAUUAUAUAAUUUUAAAAUAUGCGUUUUAGUCUCACAGCAAGAGAGAUUUCAUAUAUAUUCUAACAACAUCCACAUUGUCAGUAGAAAAGGCGCCGCGUGAAAUCAAAUUUUCUACGGAAAGUCAACUCAUCGCGCCAUUUUUUUAAAUUUUCCCUUCUUUUCUUCUGACAAACUGGGUGUGCCAGAGGAGGAAUAUAAAACCACUUUUGUCUGUCAAGUUCUAUAUCAUCUACCCUCAUAAGUACCCGUAUCGGUGCUAAGAAAUUAUACGACAUUGAUACAUAAGCCACCAAAAUAUACAUAGAUGUAUCCUACCUAGUUUGCUCAUCAAAUGCAUUAAGUUGUAACUAGUAUUAUCUGGAUUAAAUCUAUUUUUACUGGAA